Molecule: messenger RNA, 1293 nt
Organism: Fusarium keratoplasticum
Lineage: Eukaryota; Fungi; Ascomycota; Sordariomycetes; Hypocreales; Nectriaceae
Exons: 2
Coding region: 1-1293 (430 amino acids)
Source: RefSeq, a predicted model, not a curated record
AUGGCCCAACCUCCGCACUCCUUUGACUGGGUGGAGUACACUCCUGGCAGAUGGCAGCGGGACAUUGACGAGGUGGAAAUGUUCUGGGCCAAGGCGGCCAAGGUCUUCGACACCCAAGGGCGAAGGCCCUUUGCAAUCACAGGCCAUGUGUCGCUCAAAAUCGAUACUACCGCUGCAGCUUCACGGCCAGACGUCAACGGAGCACUAAGAAAAGCCUGGUGCCGCACUCGGCAGGACCACCCAUCGAUCGCAUCUCAAGUCGAAUAUGACUUCGACACUGAACGAUUCACGCGAACCUACAGCAUGAUUCAGAGCGAAGUUGAGAGGGAAGGUUGGCUAGAAGCCACAUUCCUGGAGAUCUCAAACGGCCAACUGGGUGUCGAAUUUGCCAACUCGGAUCCUGCUGCCCCCGACUUGCCCACCAUCUUCGUCAUCACACUACCUUCUGAUGAUAAGGACUUUGAGUAUCGUGAUAUCAUCUUUCGAGCUCCACACGAAACCAUUGACGGUAUUGGAACGUUGUUACUCUUGAGCAACAUUGUGAAGCAUGCAUCUGAUGCGCUCGAGCAAGGAAAUAGUUUCACCCUCGCCGGGCUCGGCGGCACCGAGGUGCAUAAUCUCAGCCCACCUUACCGUGCUGCCGCAGCAGUUCCUCAGGACCUCAAUUCUGUUCAAAAAGCAAGGGUUGACAAAAUGUUCUCCGAGCAUGUCUUCUUUUCCCAGCCGCACGAACCUAAGCAGUACCUCUCGCUGCCCUUCAGGAAAGGAGCCCAGGUUCCAGGCCGGCACCAGCGAACGGAAAUUACUCUUGACCAGGCCAAAACCGCCAAAAUACUAGCAGCAUGCAAAGCCAUUGGCGCAACCGUCACACACGCCUUCAAUGCAGCCAUCCCCAUUGUCUUGCACGGCUUGGUGAACGAAAACGCACACCAGCAGCCACUUCACUACCGCUGCGAUCUUUUGCGGAACCUACGGCCAUUCUGCGCCGAACCAUUCAGCACUUCCAAGCACCCUGUUACAGCAUAUCAUGCAGGCUCGAGUUUUGGUUUUGAGAUAGAGAUGCCGGUGGGGACAGACGGACAACCGUUAAAGAAAGAGUUCCAACGUGUUCUCCAAGAGGUGCGCGCUUUCUAUCGUCGCGUAGCGGAUGAUGAUGAGCAUUCGUACCUCGCACCUCACAUUUGGGCCGGCUGGCUGCAGACACUUCCGCGGCUCAUCAAGAACCCUGCUCCUGGACCACCUCCGUCUCCGAAUCCGAGUGUAUCCCUAUCGAGCCUCGAUGGCGCCAGCUGA